Messenger RNA from Torulaspora delbrueckii, 357 nucleotides. RefSeq lists its product as uncharacterized. The record is from RefSeq and is a predicted model, not a curated record. The transcript has 2 exons. Bases 1 to 357 code for a protein of 118 amino acids. NCBI's taxonomy places the organism in Eukaryota, Fungi, Ascomycota, Saccharomycetes, Saccharomycetales, Saccharomycetaceae.
AUGGCUUUGAAUAACGUUAAGAGACCAGAUCUAUGUAUUCCAUAUAAGCAUAUUGCUCCACCAAAGAGUCCUUAUGGUACUGCGGGAUUCUCGGGUCUCGUUAACCAAUCGAUGCCCCUCGUGGCCAUGUUCUUGAGAAAUAAGUUUAUUGCAUGGUUCGCAUUGAUUCAAAGUGUGCAUUACUAUUUCAACACUGAUCCAGAAGAAGCUGCUGCUGCAUCCGCUUCAAGUAAGAGUUCCAUGGACCAACCACCAUUAAUGAAAGUUUUGCUCAGUGUAGUCGGUUUGUUUGUGUGUUACAUGAACUUGAUCAUCCCACAGCCACCAAUAGCUCCACCAAAGGCUAGUUCGGAUUGA